AUGUCUAUUAUAGCUAAAAAUUAUUAGGAAAUUGUGGAGGAAAGCAGUUGUUUAUAGAAAAAAACUAUUCGCAAACCCAAAAGAAGGAAUUAGUACACUGUUGAUUUUAAAUUUGGAUCAAACGUAAGCACAGACAAACUUCGAAGCUAUGUCGAAGCUUAUUUCAAAAUUCCUGCCUCCGUAGCUGAAAAAUAAGUUAUUCGACUCUUCUCAAAUAUUCAGUUUCCUAACGAUUUCAAUUAGUAAGCUAAAUUAGGUAAUUUGUCAGUCGAUCCUCAUUCCUAUAACUAUAAGGUGAUUAGAAUUGAUAAGAAAAACAAAUUGACUAUAUUCACUCUAGAAACAAUCGAUAAUCCUUUUACACCUUUUGAAUAAUUCUUUUAAAAAAUUUAAACAUGCAAUCCGAGGCUUGCCUUGAGCUUUUAGGCUUUUAAUUAAAGGAAUUUAGAUGUUAAUACUUAUAAGUAAACGAAAGAACAAUUCAUAGAAGACUUCGAGGCAUAGCUGGAUUAACCUUUCACCUGCUAUUUAUACAAAUUAAAAAAUGGUGUGUGUUCAACUAUAUAGAGGGUUAUCAACGACAAAUUUAUGGAUUUGUUGGGAAUAAGUUACAUGAUGUUGGAGGAUCAUGUGCUUUCGACCAACAUACUGCCCUUUUCAACCUAUAUAGAUCCUUAUGAUGAUGUAUGUGAGAUUCUCUCUGGAUUAUUUGAGGGGAACUUGAAACAAGAUAUAAGAACCCGAGAGGUUAUGAAUUAUAAUGGUCAGAUAUUUCAUGCUCGAGUUUAGAACAAGAGCUUUUUCACUUACAAUGAAGAAGAGGAUGCCUACUAUGAGUAUGCCUAUUACAUUUAUGAUUGUGAUCCAAGGUGGCUGACAACUUAAAGAGUGAUGAGAAAUUAAGAAGAAUAUUUCAAUGAAAAAUGGUUCUAGUAAGACAAGUUGAGAACGAGAUUAGUAUCGGAAGAUUCUUAGACAAUUUUUUCAAAUAGAAACUGCGGAUUUAAGUAAUUAGAUUUUUGA
Molecule: messenger RNA, 1023 nt
Organism: Paramecium tetraurelia
Lineage: Eukaryota; Ciliophora; Oligohymenophorea; Peniculida; Parameciidae
Exons: 1
Source: RefSeq, a predicted model, not a curated record